AUGCCGCGCACGGAAAUCUGUGAAGAAACGCGCUUCCCCGUGCCUUCGAGGAAGAGCUGGAGUGAGCUGCACCUGCACGGGGUCAGCCCAGCCGUGCCAGCCAUCCACAUGGUGUCGCAGUCACGCACCCGUGGCGAGGUCAUCAGGGAGUCCGCGUCAGACACGGGUCAGGGAAGAAGCCGCCCCCGUCGCUCACUCCACGCCCCAGCCGCCCCUGCCGCGCCCGGCCGCCCCCGCCCCCACCUCGGCCGCCCCCGCCGCGGAUGCCCCUGCCGCGCCCGGCCACAACUGCGGACGCCCCCACCGUGGACGCCCCCGCCCUCGACCCCGGCCGCCCCUACCGCAUCCGGCCGCCCCCGCCGCGGACACCCCCGCCAACAACUUUGCACUGGGAUAUAUGAGAAAUCUGUGGGUUCCUCCUUCCAGCUUGUGUUUGCACCGAUUGAUGAGCAUUUUCCGGAUGAUGCUCCAUUGAUUUCCUCUAGCUUUCGUGUCAUACCACUUGAUAUGAAAACAGAUGGUGUAUCCUCUGGUAGGACACUAGAUUUGGCAUCUAGUCUUGAUGUGGGUUCUGCUGCACCCCAAGCCUCAGGGGAUGCAUCUCCAGAUGACUGUAAUUUGAGAUAUGUGCUGACAAUCGCCUUUCAAUUCCCUUAUGAGACGCACCUUCAGGACAGUGUUGCUACUAUGGCCCAUCAAUAUGUGUGUAGUGUUGUUUCUGCUGUGCAAAGGGUGUCAAUGGCUAUAUCUCCCUCCAAAUCUGGUCUAAAUGAUGGGCAAAGGAUGCUUUCCGGCUUCCCUGAAGCUGCCACACUUGCUAGAUGGGUUUGCCAGAGUUAUCACUACCAUCUAGGUGUGGAAACCCUCUUCGCUAGUGGAGGUAUCGACCAUCACUCGUCACUGUAACACGAUAGUGAUCGACGAUCGUGAGCUUCCAUGUUAUGUGUUCUGAUACUUGAGACUUUUAUUAUGACUAUGUAUGAGAUAUUGUCUCUUAUUAGUACUGGA
Zea mays is the source of this 1008-nucleotide messenger RNA. RefSeq names its product homeobox-leucine zipper protein HOX10. NCBI's taxonomy places the organism in Eukaryota, Viridiplantae, Streptophyta, Magnoliopsida, Poales, Poaceae. Gene Ontology annotation, molecular function: DNA-binding transcription factor activity. The coding region runs from base 1 to 906 and encodes 301 amino acids. The record is from RefSeq and is a predicted model, not a curated record. The transcript is spliced from 5 exons.